Molecule: messenger RNA, 1245 nt
Organism: Sphaerodactylus townsendi
Lineage: Eukaryota; Metazoa; Chordata; Lepidosauria; Squamata; Sphaerodactylidae
Product: phospholipid-transporting ATPase IK-like
Exons: 10
Coding region: 1-1245 (414 amino acids)
Biological process (GO): phospholipid translocation; Golgi organization
Cellular component (GO): plasma membrane
Molecular function (GO): nucleotide binding; ATPase-coupled intramembrane lipid carrier activity
Source: RefSeq, a predicted model, not a curated record
AUGGCAGCCCGGACUCAUGGGGUGCGCUUGUGGACCACGCGCUGUUGGGGACAAUAUGUGCUUGUAAACAGGAAAGUGACCUGUGAAGAACCCAACAGUAGACUGCACACCUUCAUCGGCACCCUGGAAUGGCGUGAUGAGACGUACCCUCUGGACAGCGAGCAGAUAUUGUUACGCGGCUGCAGGAUCCGGAAUACGGAGACCUGCUACGGCCUUGUCAUCUAUGCAGGUUUCGAUUCCAAAAUAAUGAAAAAUUGUGGGAAGAUCAAACUGAAGAAAACCAAGCUCUGCCGUCUAAUGGACCGUAUUGUACUGCUGAUCUCCCUGGCGCUCAUCCUGACUUCGUUGGGCCUGGCGGUGGGUUCUGGGAUCUCAGUGGCCAAGUUCUGCCGGGAGCACAGCUAUCUCUCUGUCUUCUACGCCAACACCAGUCCUGCCAAGCAGGCCUUCUACACCUUCUGGGGCUUCGUCAUCCUCCUGAGUUUUGUUCUGCCAAUGGCUAUGCUCAUCACGUUUGAGUUCAUCUACUUGGUCAACAGCUGUUUCAUUGACUGGGAUUUAAAAAUGUAUUAUGCACCCAAAGACACUCCGGCCAAGGCGAGGAGCACCAGUCUGAAUGACCAGCUGGGACAGAUUGAAUACAUUUUCUCGGACAAGACGGGCACCUUGACCCAAAACAUCAUGACUUUCAAGAAAUGUUGCAUUGAUGGGAAGAAAUACGGUUCGAACAGGAGCAGCCAUGGCAACUCAUUGGAAUCCCUCUUCAGUUGGAACAAACAUUGGGACAGGAAGCUGGAAUUUUACGACCCUUUGCUGAUGAAUGCCAUCCAGCAAGACAACAGCCCCGUCCUGAGGGAAUUCUUGCGUUUGCUGGCCCUCUGCCACACUGUCAUGGUGGAAGAGAAAGAAAAUCAGCUAAUUUACCAAGCGGCUUCGCCAGAUGAAGAAGCUCUCGUGACGGCGGCCAGGAACUUGGGAUAUGUCUUUCUCUCCCGAACCCAGGACACUAUCACCAUCAGUGAGCUGGGCAAGGAGAGAACCUAUAAAGUGCUAGCGCUUCUGGAUUUCAACAGCGUGCGCAAACGAAUGUCAGUUCUGGUCCGAGAUCCCGAGGGAUCUAUCAAGCUCUACACCAAAGGGGCAGACACCGUGAUCUUGGAGAGGCUUCGCAGCGACUGUUCUCCUGAAGACUACACCGUCAAGGCUCUGAAUAUAUCCGUGACUUCCUAUGGACUAGGACAGUGA